Lytechinus pictus (painted urchin) is the source of this 1966-nucleotide messenger RNA. RefSeq lists its product as uncharacterized. The record is from RefSeq and is a predicted model, not a curated record. Gene Ontology annotation, biological process: DNA recombination; DNA integration. NCBI's taxonomy places the organism in Eukaryota, Metazoa, Echinodermata, Echinoidea, Temnopleuroida, Toxopneustidae. Gene Ontology annotation, molecular function: DNA binding; zinc ion binding. The transcript has 2 exons. Bases 1080 to 1922 code for a protein of 280 amino acids.
UACUGUUACUUGCUCUGUUCAUAGUUCUAGUAUUGUUGAAUUUCUUAUCUAUUACCUUCCAACAAAAAGUCAAGAAAUAGGGAUAAAUAUUUCUUAAUGUUGUUUGUCAAUCAAGGUUAAUUGUUCUUCAGAAAGUUCCUUCUUAAAGGACAAGUCCACCCCAACAAAAAGUUGAUUUGAAUAAAAAGAGAGAAAUACAACAAGCAUAACACUGAAUAUUUCAUCAAAAUCGGAUGUAAAAUAAGAAAGUUAUGACAUUUUAAAUUUUCGCUUAAUUUCACAAAACAGUUAUAUUCACAUCCUAGUGAGUGAGUGACAUCAUCAAGUGUCAUUUGCAUGACACUGAGUUGUGCAUAUUAUUUUUUUGUGAAAAAUAAGCGAAACUUUAAAAUGCCAUAACGUUAUUAUUUAACAUCCGAUUUUGAUGAAUUUUUCAGCGUUAUGCUAGUUUGAUUUUUCUAUAUUUAUUCAAAUCAACAUUUUUCUAGGAUGGACUUGACCUUUAAUCAAAGGUUGAUGUAGACUCCUUUGUAGUAUAUUGAAAUACAUGAAUGAUUAAAACAUAUUUCAAACUUUGAUUCAAACAUUACAGAAUGUUCAAAAUAUAUAUACACAUGUACAGCAUUCAUCAGGCUGAUAUACAAUGAUACAUUUGAAUUUCGUAUAUGUUUAUCGCUGAAAAUAAUAGCACAGUAAGCACACUCUCACUGGAAGAAAUGAAGGCCACCAAUAAAUAGAGGCACUGUUCAUUAAUCAGCAUAUAUUGCGAACACAUCCUUAAAAUAAGAUACAAUCAACUUCAUUGUAUAUUAUCUUAAAGGAGAAUGAAACCUUUGGAACAAGAUAGCUUGUGUGAAAACAGAAAAAUCAAAGAAACAGAUCAACGAAAGUUUGAGAAAAAUCGGACAAAUAAUGAGAAAGUUAUGAGCACUUGAAUAUUGCGAUCACUAAUGCUAUGGAGAUCCUCAAAUUGGCAAUGCGACAAAGAUGUGCGAUGUCACUUGUGAACAACUCUCCCCAUUACUUUAGUAUAUAUUUCACUUAAACUGUCUCUCUUUUAUCACAUCUAUCAGUAGAUCAUGUGGAAUUUCUUUUCGGUAUCCAACGCAAGGUGUUCCUUUUGUGUUUCUUACGUAACUGCGUAUUUCGAGUUUUCUCGUUGCGCUAACAAGCAUAUCUUUUCCAUUCUCGGCUCAGCAUUAUUAGCUCGCGCACGUUUGGAAACCAGCUCCAGAUUUUCUCUACGAGCCCUGCUACCGUAUUUUUUCCGUCAAGAUAGCGGCAUGGACGUGGACGAGACCACGCCCGGCCCAGCCACGUCUCACAACAUUUUACAAGCCAUCCAGGCUCUUCAACGAAAGGUGGACUCUGCCUCCCGGAAAUCUGCCAAGCCCGAAAGCUCCCCCUCCUUCAAGAGUGAGGGAAACAAGCAGCAAUACGACCACGCCCAGAAAAUUUUUCAGUGCAUUGACGACGCUCUACAUUCGCUGCAGGAUAUCGAUAUCGAGGCCGCAAAGGAGCGUCUACUCGAGGCAUCCGCCCUCCUUACUCAGAGGCAGAAACUGAUUCGCCUGGCAGACCGCUCCCCUUUGGGCUGGGCCACAGUCAAAGAGUAUAUCGCAGACGACCUCGCGGAGAAUUCCGAUGACGAAAAACGUCUCAGAAAGGCGGAGAAGGCUGCAGCCACCAAAAGGGCCGAAACAGCCAAAAAGUCAAAGAUUCAGCCCCCCUUCCGGGCCCCCCGCUCUUCUGUACCUCCUCGCAUUAUGCCUGGGACUUUUCGUCGCUUCAACCCCUACCGUUCUGAAACCCGCAUCUGCUUCCAGUGUGGCAUCUCCGGUCACGUCCGCCCCAACUGCCCCGCUCUGCGAGCCGCUAGAAGUGCCGUCAACCAGCAACAGCCAUCCAAGGCCCCCUUCUAGUGCCCCACCCGCCUCAUCUCUCGACCCGCCUUCAGGCGUGCAAG